AUGGCUGCCGUUACGACCGAAUUGCCUUACCUCGCGUCGCAUUACUCCAUUGCGGAGUCUGCGCUAACUACCCUUACCCAAGCUCCUACGGUCGAACUGGUGAACCAGCUCUUGGAAGCUAUCACGAAGAAGGCUCGCGAUCAUGACGAGCUCAAGUCGGAUAAGCUUCGUUUGGAGGUGGAGCUCGAAGGUGCCGUCCGCAGCAGCGAUUCAAAGAUCAAAGUUCUGAAGAACUCUGUUGAAAAGGGCCACACCGAAGUGGAGGAGACGAGAAAGAAAUUACACGAGGCUGAAAAUACCUGUUCCAACCUGGAAUCCGAAAUCGCCGCCCUGAAAUCGUCAUCUACGUCCAAUGAAUCCGAAGUUACCUCCCUCAAGUCGCGUAUUUCUUCUCUCGAAGCUUCGAACCGGGAUACUCUCUCGCUCCUGGAAUCCAAGUCCGCCGCGUACGACAAGCUGGCCGAGGACCUUUCGGCGCAGCACAAGAAAGCUAUUGAGCUGCGACGUGAGCUGUCCACUGCUGAGCAGAACCUGCAAGCCGCCAACUCCGCCUCCGCUAGUGCCCGAUUCCGCGAACAAAGCCUGGAGCAAGAUUUGGACCUCACGAAGAAGAACAACGAGUGGUUCGAGACGGAACUGAAGACUAAAUCUGCCGAGUAUCUCAAGUUCCGCAAGGAAAAGAGUGCGCGGAUCUCGGAGCUUCAGCGCGAAAACGAGGAAGCUAUCUCUACGAUUGACUCUUUGAGACGCACUGAGAACACCCUCAAGAGCCGUCUUGACGAUGUCGAACAACGCUACGAAGAAUCUCUGUCUACUAUUCAUCAACUCAAGGAGAACGCUAUUCAGGCAGCUGAAUCGUUCAGAAUCGAACUCGACAGUGCCAACCGGCUGGCUGAGCUACAAGGCAAUGCCGCCGAAACUGCCAAGCAACGUGUGCAGGAGUGUCAACUUGCUCUGGAGAAGGCACGGGAUGAUGCCGCAGAGGAGAUCUCACGACUGCGCGUGGAGGCUGAGACGGAACACGGUGAUAAGGAAGCCGCUGAACGCCGUGUCGCCGAGCUCGAGCUUUCUGUUAGUCAACUUGAAUCGGAGGGCGCCGGUAGUCGGGUCCCCAUGAGCCCGGGGCUGAAUGGAGGACCUAGCACUCCUAUGCGUGCUUCUACCCCGAUCGGCGCUUUCUCGCCGAGGACCUCCCGCGGCAAGGGUAGUCUUACGCUCACGCAGAUGUACACGGAAUACGAUAAGAUGAGAACGCUCCUUGCUGCGGAACAGAAGACAGGCCAAGAACUCCGAACCACCGUCGAUGAAAUGAUGCAGGAUCUCGAAGCAUGCAAGCCUGAAAUCGAUGAGCUGCGAGCCGAGAACACGAGGCUGCAGGAUGCAGUUGUUGAGAUGUCGAAUAUCUUGGAAUCGUCUGGAAAGGAGAGAGACGAUGCCACGAAGGAGGCAAGAAAGUGGCAAGGCCAAGUGGAAGGAUUGUCCCGCGAAGGCGAUAUUCUGCGCCAGCAGCUUCGGGACCUGAGUGCUCAGAUCAAGGUUCUGGUGCUAGAGGUGGCAAUUAUGAAGGAGGGUGAAGGUAGCUACGACAGGGAAGAGCUCGAGAAGAUUGCUCAGAAGGAGGUUGAUGACUCUGCUGCGGAGCUUACUCCAACAGGACGCUUCAUCAGUCACAACCUGAUGGCUUUCAAGGACCUUCAUGAACUGCAGGAGCAGAACGUCACCCUUCGACGCAUGCUCAGGGAGCUGGGUGACAAGAUGGAGGGCGUUGAGGCGCGCGAGAAGGACGCUGUUCGCCAACAAGAGCAGGAAGAACUGAAGGAACUCAGAAUUCGUGUGCAGACGUAUCGCGACGAGAUUGCCAACCUUGUCGCGCAGACGAAGAGUUACGUGAAGGAACGUGAUACUUUCCGAAGCAUGCUCACCCGCCGACGUCAAACCAUUGGUGAAUCUUCUGCUUUCUCACAGUCACUACCUCUCGGCGCUGCUCCACCGACUGAAGAGCAAGCCAAGGAUCCUACCGACUACGCCGACCUGCUGCGUAAGGUGCAAGCACACUUCGACAGCUUCCGCGAGGAGUCUGCCACCGACCAUUCUGCCCUGAAGCAGCAAGUACAUGAUCUUUCCCGUAAGAACAGUGAGUUGAUGAGUGAGAUCAGUCGCUCGAGCAGUCAGCUUGGCGCCGCCACUCAGCGCGCAGAACUGCUCCAGAGCAACUUUACUAUGCUCAAGAACGACAACUCCGAACUCCAGAAACGUUAUGCUGCGCUUUUGGAGAACGCAAACAGGCAGGAUCUGAGAACCCAACAAGCUGCAGAGGAUCUGGUUGAGACUAAGGGUCUUGUCGAGAGCCUGCAGCGGGAGAAUGCGAACCUGAAGGCCGAGAAGAGUCUCUGGAAAAACAUCGAAAAGAGACUUAUCGAGGACACCGAGACGCUACGGAAUGAGCGAGGCCGCCUGGAUUCGCUCAACGCAAACCUGCAGACCCUUCUGAACGAGCGCGAACACAACGAAUCCGAACGAACUCGCCGCUUGGAACACAAUGUUGAAUCUCUCGAAACUGAAUUGCAGUCGACAAAACGCAAGCUCAACGACGAGGUCGAAGAGUCAAGGAAAGCUGCCCUGCGGAGAGAAUAUGAACAUGAGCAAAGCCAGAAGCGAAUCGACGACCUGGUUACCAGCCUGGGCUCUGUUAGGGAGGAGCUCGUUGCCACGAAAACAACCAGAGACCACCUGCAAUCUAGGGUGGAUGAGCUUACCGUGGAGCUUCGGAGUGCUGAAGAACGCAUCCAAGUUGUUCAGUCCAAACCUAGCGCUCCUGCACCCGUUGCUGAACAUCCUGAAACCGCCGACGAGGAUGGGCAGACCAGCGACUUGACUCGUGAACAGGAGUUAGGCCUCCAAGUUGCCGAGUUGAAGCGUGACUUGGACCUGGCUAAGGGCGAGCUCGAGCAUGCCAAGGAGCAAGUGGAAGACUACAAGGCCAUCAGUCAAGCGACCGAGGAACGCCUGCAGUCUGUUACCGAUACCAACGAGCAAUAUCGCGAGGAGACCGAUCGUCUUAUCGAGGAGAAGGACAAGAAGAUCCAAGACCUUGAGAAGCGGAUUGAGGAGAUCUCUUCCGAGCUCUCGACUACAAACACGGAGCUGUCGAAGAUCCGCGAUGAGCAAGGAGAGGUAUCGCGCCGUCUGGAGGAACAGAAGACUGCCCUCGAAACUGAAAUCACCCGACUGAAGGAUGAGAAUGAACGCCAGGUUACUUCCUCUCGGUUCCACCAAGAUGACCUGAAGGCCCAGGCAGAAAUCGCUCAGCAGGCCCAGCAGAACUACGAAACUGAAUUGGUCAAGCAUGCUGACGCAGCGAAGAACCUGCAACUGGUUCGCUCCGAGGCCAACCAGCUGAAACUCGAACUUGUUGAGAUGCGGACGAAGGCCGACACUUAUCAGAAGGAUCUUACACAGAAGGAAGAGAGCUGGAAUGAACUGAAGGAGAAGUACGAGGGCGAGCUGUCGGAGCUGCACAAGCGUCGUGAGGAGGUUCUUCACCAGAACAACCUGCUCCAUACUCAACUGGAGAAUAUCACAAACCAAAUCACGGCCUUGAAGCGAGACCGUGCCAGUAUCCCCGAGGCUGAACAAGGAGAGACAGCGGCACCGGAUUUGGAGAACCUCCAAGAGGUCAUCAAAUACUUGCGACAAGAGAAGGAAAUCGUCGACGUUCAAUAUCACCUGUCUACGCAAGAGAGCAAACGUCUUCGCCAGCAAUUCGAAUACACCCAAUCUCAGCUCGACGAGGCCCGACUCAAGCUUGAACAGCAGCGUCGCGCCGCUGCCGACAGCGAGCACAGUGCAUUGAGCCACAACAAGCUGAUGGAAACUCUCAAUGAACUUAACCUUUUCCGAGAGAGCAGCGUUACGCUUCGAAGCCAAGUCAAGCAAACCGAGGCUGCUCUCGCCGAGAAGUCAGCACGCGUGGAGAGCCUUGAGAAGCAGAUGGAGCCAUUGCAAACGAAGAUCAGCGAACUGGAGAAUGUGGUCGAAACGAAGGACGGAGAAAUGAAGCUCUUGCAAGCAGACAGGGACCAUUGGCAACAGCGCACCCAGAACAUCCUGCAAAAGUAUGACCGGGUUGAUCCUGCUGAAAUGGAAGGCCUGAAAGAGCAGCUCACGUCACUGGAGAAGGCCAGGGAUGAAGCCACGGCCGCUCGCGAUGCCCUCCAGACCGAGGUUGACGGAUUCGCGGAGAAGCUGAAAGCCCAUGGGGAUGAAAGGGUCCACGACUUGCGCGCGAAGCUUACCGAACAGUUCAAAGCUCGCUCCAAGGAGCUCAGCGGGCGUAUCAAUGCGAAGCAAGCGGAGUUGAACGCUGCCCUCCAGGAGAAGGAGGUGCUGCAGGAAGAGCUGAAGACUACCAAGGAGGAGCUGGCCACGCUCAAGACUAAGCUGGCUGAGAAGCCGGCCUCUCCUGCGCCUGUCGUAGAGGAGCCCUCCACUGCCCCUGCCGCCGGCGUCGACUCUACCCCGGCAUCUCAGUUCCCCGUGGCGACCACCCAGGUGGCAGUGCCCGCUGACGACGAGAAGGUUAAGGCCUUGGAGGAGAAGAUACAGCGCUUGGAAGCUGCGCUUGCUGAAAAGGAAGCCGUCAUCGCCGCCAAGGAUGCAGAGCGCGAUGCGAAGAUCAAAGAACGGGCUGACAAGCUCAAGGAAACCUUCAACAGCAAGAUGGCUGAAGUUAGAGCUGCCCACCGGCAGGAACUUGAGAACCUCAGGUCCACUCUACCAACGGCGCAACCCUCCGCCCCUCAAGAACCCAACACGCCCGGUCCGCAGUCUCAGCAGGCUCCUGCCACCCCCGCGAAAUCUGACGGAGAACUCCCUGAGCUUACUGAUGCUCAGGCAAGAGCCCUGGUUGCUUCAAACAAGACCAUCCAGACUAUCGUCCGAAGCAACAUCCGAGCCAUGCUUUCCAAAGAACAGGAGAAGCACAACCAGGAAGCGCAAGAAGCCAACCAGGAGUCCUUGUCCGCCUUGGAGCAGAAAUUCAACGAAGAAAGGGAAGCUCUUAAGAAAGCGUACGAGGACGGCGUGGAGGAGAAGAUCAAGUCCGCAGUCGAGUUGUCCGACAAGAAAACGUUGGUCAAGAUCAGCAUGCUUGAUACUCGGUGCAGGACUGCUUUGGCCAAGAUUGAAGUUGUCCAGAAGGCUGCUACUGACACCCCACAAAAGCCUGUCGUUGAGGUAUGGGAAGUAGCCAAGACAACCAAGGCCCCGCCUGCGGCUCCUCCCAAACCCCAACCGGCUGCUUCACCAGCCCAGCCGCCUUCGCAACCAGCCACACAGCCCCCAACCCCAGGACCGGCAACGGCACAACCUACACCUGCAGCGGCACCUCCUCCACAGCCCACACCCGCGGCUCAAAUUCCUCAGCAAACCCAGCCACAGACCCAGCCACAAGCUCCCUCGAUACCGGCACCGGUACCGGCAGUCCAACCUGAGCCGGCUCCAGCAGCCGCUGCUCCCCAGACUACCCAGCCCGAGCCUGAGGCCCAGGCAGAUGGAGAGCAGGAGCAAGAAGAGGGACAGGUCGAUGAAACCGACAACUCCUCGGCUGCAGCGCCCCCAGUGGCAAAUGGACAGCAGCAACAGCAACAGCAGCAACCUUCAUCGCUGCCUAGCAAACCUCCUGCUGGGUCAGGCGCGGUCCUGCGAAGCCUUCAGAGUGCUCUUCCAGUUGCGCGAGGUGGCCGAGGAGGUGCUCGUGGUGGUCAUCAGCAAAACCCAUUCGGGCCCCAGGGUCAGCAACAGCAACAACAGCAUGGUCAAUCCCAGCGUGGUACGGGUAUCGGCCGUGGACGGGGUGGACGAGGUGGAUUUGGCCGAGGCGGAAAUCAAAACGUGCAGACCAAUGUUCCCCAGGGACAGGGACAGGCUAGUCCUGGUGCUGGACGAGGAGCCCAUUUGAGUGCCAACGCCCGCCAAUUCGUGCCUCAAGGGAAUAAGCGAGCUCGCGAGGAUGGCGGCGAGGGUGGAAAUGACGGAGGAGCAAAUGGUGGAAAGAGGAUGAGAGGUGGUGGACAUCCUAGAGGAGGAUCCUGA
Molecule: messenger RNA, 6093 nt
Organism: Aspergillus affinis
Lineage: Eukaryota; Fungi; Ascomycota; Eurotiomycetes; Eurotiales; Aspergillaceae
Product: putative filament-forming protein (Tpr/p270)
Exons: 2
Coding region: 1-6093 (2030 amino acids)
Biological process (GO): mRNA export from nucleus; protein import into nucleus
Cellular component (GO): nuclear pore
Molecular function (GO): structural constituent of nuclear pore
Source: RefSeq, a predicted model, not a curated record